Williopsis jadinii is the source of this 1476-nucleotide messenger RNA. RefSeq lists its product as uncharacterized. The coding region runs from base 154 to 1281 and encodes 375 amino acids. The transcript has a single exon. The record is from RefSeq and is a predicted model, not a curated record. NCBI's taxonomy places the organism in Eukaryota, Fungi, Ascomycota, Saccharomycetes, Phaffomycetales, Wickerhamomycetaceae.
UGGCAAUUGUUCGAGUGCCCAUGGGCCCUUUGAUUUUUGCUAGCAGCGAAUUUUGUUGGCCUUGGUUUGCUUCGACGACGAGGGAAAAAAUCUUCAGAGCCUCUCUUUUCCCUCACACGAACAGCACUGUCCAGCCCAUCAGUUUAAAGUACGAUGUCCACCAAAGAAGUUGCUAAGCCAGACUACUCAAUCAACAACUCUGACGUUGUUGAGAAGUACAGAACCGCCGGUUCGAUUUCCAACAAGGCUCUGUCCCACGUCAAGUCCCUUGCUGUGGAGGGCGCAAAGGUGUUCGACCUGUGUCAAGCCGGUGAUGAGUUCUUGGAGGAGGAGGUCUCCAAGAUCUACAACUCCAAGAAGAACAAGGUUGAGAGUAAAGGUAUUGCGUUCCCAACCUCUGUCUCUCCAAACGCCAUUGCCGACCAUCUUUCCCCAAUCUCUGCUGAUGACGAAGCCGCCAACUUGACCUUGAAGAACGGCGAUGUCGUCAAGAUCCGUCUCGGUGCCCAAAUUGAUGGCUUUGCUUCCAUCGUGUCAGACACAAUUGUUGUUGGCUCGUCUAAGUCUGCUCCAGUGACUGGUAAGAAUGCUGACUUGUUGACUGCUGCCUACAAGGCCUCUGAGGCUGCUUUGAGAGUGAUCAAGCCAGGUAACAAGAACACCGACGUUACCAAGAUCGUCGACAAGGUUGCUGCUGCAUACGGAGUCAAGCCAUUGGAAGGUAUGCUCUCCCAUAACCAAGAGCGUAACGUGCUCACCGGACCAAACGAGAUCAUUAUAAAUCCUUCAGAUGACCAGAAGUCGCAGGUUUCCCCAUUCGAGUUCGAAGUUGGCCAAGUGUUCGGUCUCGACAUCUUGAUGACUGCUGGUGAAGGUAAGGUCAAGCCAUCUCAGAUCAGAACCACCAUCUACAAGUUGACCGGUAACUCGUACCAGUUGAAGCUCAGAUCUUCGCACCUGGUGUUGAACGAGAUCAAGAGAAAGGCAUCCCAAUUCCCAUUCUCCAUCAAGAACUUGGACGACCCAACAAAGGGUAAGACAGGUUUGAAAGAGAACUGCACCCACGGCACCAUGAUUGCAUACGACAUGUACCAGGACAAGGAUGGUGAAAACAUCGCCCAAGUCUACGUCACCGUCGCCAUCACCAAGAACGGUCUCGUCAAGUUCACCUCCGCUGACUUCGACCAGGAGGUGGUCAAGUCUGACGUUGAGCUGUCCGAUGAGUUGAAGCAACUCAUCUCAUCGUCUUUGAAGGUCAAGAAGGCUAAGAAGGAGAACUAAUCUACAUGUGCUAGGGCUUUAUUCGUUUGUUUGCCCUCUUCUACUUGAACUCCUCGCCGUAGUCCCUAACUGCUUAUAUAACAGAGCUUCUUCCUUUCACGCCAAUCAUUCGGUGCUUUUAGUUGAGCAUCUCACCUUGGUGAAGGAAAGCUCUUCAGCCCAGAAGCCUCCCCUGGCACUCAGUAAAAAUUUGUC